UGCAUUCCAGCCUGGUGACAGAGGACAUGAAAGAUCAGAUGUCAACUUCAUCUGUGCAGGCAUUAGCUGAAAGGAAAAAUAGACAGGCACUGCUGGGAGACAGUGGCAGCCAGAACUGGAGCACUGGAACAGCAGAUAAAUACGGGCGCCUGGACCGAGAGCUCCAGCGAGCCAAUUCUCAUUUCAUUGAGGAGCAGCAGGCACAGCAGCAGUUGAUCGUGGAACAGCAGGAUGAGCAGUUGGAGCUGGUCUCUGGCAGCAUCGGGGUGCUGAAGAACAUGUCCCAGCGCAUCGGAGGGGAGCUGGAGGAACAGGCAGUUAUGUUGGAAGAUUUCUCUCACGAAUUGGAGAGCACUCAGUCCCGGCUGGACAAUGUGAUGAAGAAACUUGCAAAAGUAUCUCAUAUGACCAGUGAUCGGCGCCAGUGGUGUGCCAUAGCCAUCCUCUUUGCAGUCCUGUUGGUUGUGCUGAUCCUCUUCUUAGUGCUGUGACGGCGGGGCCUCUGGGUGCGAGUUCCUCCUGCAUAUGAACCGAGGGGAGGAGGAGAAGCUAAGCACGUGUGACAUUGCCGUCUACUCACAUUCCUAUCCUGGAAACAUACUGCUGCACUGACUUUUCUCCGUGUGACCCCACAAUUGACACGGCUUCUCCAUCCCAGCGCUGGAAGGGCCAGUGGGAAGAGGAAAUAGAUGUCUGCACUCCUGGCUGCAGCUGGACAACGGAAGCCCCAUGCCACCUGUCCAGUGCUGAGGAGAACUAGCUGCUGCCUUGCUUUCCGGGACCUCGUUCGCUGAGGAGGGACUCACAGACUUCACUGGUGUUUUGCUGUUGCUCAUUCCAUGCAUCUUUGGCAGCUCUUUUCUUCUGCUCAGACCCUUCCCUGUGCUCAGACAGUGCGCCGCUGUCCCAUCAAAAGAAACCUGUCAGGAAUGCAAGCUUCUGGGUAUGUUUCGUUUCCCAUUGCUGUAGCAUUUCUUAGCCCCUGAGAGCUGAUGAUUAUUGAGGACAGAAGGCUCAGAAACAGUUUGUGACAGAAAAUGCAGUGUUUCAUUUUUCAGGGAUAAAUGCUAAGAUAAAAUUGCUUUUCCAGGUCAUUUUUUUUUGUGGUAAGAAUAACUAGUGGAGAAUAAUGAAACACCCUGGGGCUUGGGGAUGCUAACAACUUGUGGCUUUAACUGACAGGAGAAAUUAAAAAGAGCAAGAGGGCUCUGCAUUGGCAUAGCUUAGGGAAGGGUUGAUGGUGUCGCCAGAGGUCAGCUCCUGAUCCUUGCCGACUUGAUGUUGCUGUACCAGGGCUUCCUCCCCAGAGGUGCAGCUUGCGUUUUGAGGGUAAUUCCUACAUAUGUUGUUGCUAAAUAGCUCAGUAACACACUUGAAUAGAUUUGGAUACCAGAUUGUCCUUAUUACAGUUCUUUUACUCCUAGGGCACUCUACAUUGGGGGUGGGGGUUGGGAGUGGUUAGUACAGUUAUUACAUUUAUUCAGAAACGUAAUGACAUAAAAGAUUAGCUCUGGGCCAGACUUCUCUUACCCUGUGGGUAAUGGCAAGGAUGUGUAGGUGAACUUGGUUCUUUUUUUUCCCCUAAGAUGACAGCUUGAUUUUAUCAUCUGCAGUCAAGUAACUGAGCCAAUCCAAAUUUAAAUGAUAGAUGCUUUAAUUGAGUUUAAGUAGCUGAAACUGCUGAGACACUAAACUUUAAGCUUCUGAUGACUUUUUAAAUGCCUCAAAUGUGCACAUGUAUAUAGGAUAUUUUUAUAACUUCCCUGAUGAAUUAUCUGAUAUUAAAGUAGUAUUUGGACCCAGAGCCAGAACUCGGUGGUGGAGGCUGCUGGUCUCUCCUCACCACCUUCUUUUGCACUUGGAAAGAACAGCAACAUCUGGAUAGAGUUCUAGCUUUGACUUCUCAUUUCCUCGUCUUUUUGGGUGCAUUCCUCAGCACAUUUUUUUUUUAACCUUUUUGUUUUGUUUGUAUUUCAUGUGGUUUUGUUUGGGGGUUUUGGUUUUUUCACCCUUUUUUUGUGAUUUGCAAUGAUGUGCUUGCCCAGCUAACUUUUGAAUUGCACUUUUUAAUAAAUAUUCGUAACAAUUUUUGAAGAAGGAUAUUUUAUCUCAUUUGAGAUCAUGGUAGGUUAAGAAAAUAUGCCUGUUGAUGAAAGCUUAAAAGCAAAUUUGUGAAACUAAAAGGGUGAUUGACAUCCAUGUUUACACUCCACUCUAAUGUUUGAUAUAUAAAUAAGUUAUUUUCAAAUUAGGAAAAAAAAAUGAGUAUUACAAAGGGCUUCAGAUGUGUAGAGUACUAGGUUAUUUAUGUUUUACAAAGUUUGAAUCGUCUAUAAACUAAGAAAGGGGAUGAUCUUUAGAUUUGCAUUAAAAUACAGAAAUCUUUUAAAGUGAAUGUGGACCUUGUCUAAGUACUGUAAUCCACACAGCACAUUAUAAGAAGUAAACCACCAUCUUAAAGAAUUAUAAAAUUACCUUAUUUAAAAGCCAUGCUAUUGUUCUGCUAUUACCAGAUUUAUUGUGCCACACAAAAGGAUCAUGUGUGUCAGCAGGGGCCGUUUGGAGCAAACCUAGUCAUUAAUGAGUAAGAUACUCCUGUUAGUUCAGGCACCAAGUUUUAUGACCCAGAGGCUUAAUGAUGUUUGGAUAUAUUUCAAAUAGACGUGCUUACGUCACUGAUUUAAAGUAUUUUCUAAAUAGUGGCCAUUGUAGACCUGACUCAGGCUGAAGCUAAAUAGAUAACAAUUUAGAAAGUUAACUGAAAAUACGGGGCAUUCUCCCCAUAGGGCCACCAUGCCCUUCUGCCCCUGGCUGACUUGAUCCUGGGUCUGAUCCUGUUGCACCCUGACUGGGCAGCCCCUGCAGAACCAGUGUUAAUUUGAAGGGCCUCCACUCAGGCUCCAAAUGUGGCAGCCAAAGAGAACAAGCCGGGGAACCUACAUUUAUUGUUAAGGACAAAUAUUUCCUCCUCAGUGAUGCUAAUGUUCAGGGCUUUAGAGGGAACCCAGGUGAUCUCUUCACCCUGUGUCCUAGAAUGGGAGAGUAAGUAGACAGCGGUGAUAACCCCACACUACUUAUAAGCGCAUCCUUAGAGCACUUGGGGCUUUCUUUCCCCUUUCGCCUUCUGUACCUAGUACCAUAUUCCAGUUUUAAAGAACUGGCAGAAUGUGAUGGAUAACAGAGAAAGAGCUCAAUUUAUGUUUAUUGGAAGAACAUUUUACUUAAAUGAUUUGAGGGGUGGGAGGGAACGAACAAUUGAGUUUGCCAGAGUGAAAAUCCAUCUGAAAAACUAAACUACCUUUAGUUUUUAGUCCUAAUUUUUGGUGUUGUCUCUGUGGACGGUGAAGAAUCACAAUGCUCUGUGUGCCCUGGACUGUGUGGCAAAUGCAGGUUGCAGCGUGUGUGUUACAUGAGGAUCUUCCACAAUUUCAGAAUGCACGCCAGAGCUGUAGGGGAAACUUGGUAACUUGCCCAUUAUUCUCUGCUUUUAGCCAGAGUUAAACAGACUGAUGGGUCUGGUAGCCAACAACUUGGCAACUUCCCCUCCUUCUCACCUCGUGAGAUUAAGGGCUGUGAAAAGAAAUCUAGUCUAACUCCAACAGAAAUCUGUCUCUGUUAAGUGUUUUACCUUCUGUAAGUAGAGAUGGUAGAGCCAAGAUUUUUCUUUUGGUAAUUUCCCUGUCUAUAAAGUGAGACCACAGGGAUAUCUGUUCCCUGUUACCUUUUUGGAGAAUUCAUAACAUUUGAAGAUCAAAAAAUUGAAUGAUAAAUAUGAAUGGCUUUUCAAUUCUGUGGGCUUUGUACCGUUUGGCUUCACCUUGUACUGCAAGAUGAAUUUGUAAACAAAACAAAACUGGAUUGUCUGGAAAGCUAAAGUUCUAAAAUAUGGAAUGUACUGCCUCUAAUUUUUCUUUGUCUUCCUCUCAUUGGCAUUUUUUUCUCUCCCAGGUUUCUUAAGAAUAAUGUUUUUUAAAGGAGGCUUUUUGCCCAUCAAGAAUAAAAAGAAAUAAAACCAAAGGGUUACCGGA
Molecule: messenger RNA, 4028 nt
Organism: Macaca mulatta (Rhesus monkey)
Lineage: Eukaryota; Metazoa; Chordata; Mammalia; Primates; Cercopithecidae
Gene: STX6
Product: syntaxin 6
Biological process (GO): Golgi vesicle transport; intracellular protein transport
Cellular component (GO): membrane
Molecular function (GO): SNAP receptor activity
Source: RefSeq, a predicted model, not a curated record